GUUAGGAAAACAGAUCCAUGGUAGAUUUUGGAAAAUUUUUGGAUCCGAAACUCCAUCGAGGGCAUUGUCAAAAAUUUUGUCGUAAGUCUUUGGCGAGUGGAGGUACCGAGAAGAAAGCAUGUUCUGUUGGUGAUGUCCUUUUAUACCCGCGGACAGUGGAUCCUUUGUGACGCGGGGCCGAGCCGACGGACGGAGAGGCAUGCAUUCCCACGACUCCGGGUUUUGGAAGCGGGGAGUUUCAUAUUGGGAGUGUUGAGUUGUUUAUUGGUCCGACCAUUUCUCAGUGGCCGCAGUAAUUUAGAGUACUAAGACGAUGGAACCCAUGGGCAGAUGAACAGUUGUGUUUGACGA
This is a messenger RNA of Trematosphaeria pertusa, 351 nucleotides long. RefSeq lists its product as uncharacterized. The record is from RefSeq and is a predicted model, not a curated record. The transcript has a single exon. Lineage: Eukaryota; Fungi; Ascomycota; Dothideomycetes; Pleosporales; Trematosphaeriaceae. The coding region runs from base 133 to 309 and encodes 58 amino acids.